AUGUCAAGCGAUAAUAACGAUAAUAAUAAUAAUCAUUCAUAUAAAGAAGCCAACUAUUAUAACUAUUAUAGACUAUUAGAAAAUAAUUUAAAAAAGAAAUCUAGAGGUUUAUUUCUUACUGAAAAUAAUAAAAAGAAAUCAAAAGUAUUUAAAUUAACCAAAUUUUCAAUCGAUACAGAAAUUAAUGAUUGUAGUUCAACAUCGAAAUGGACUCAAAUUUAUUCAAAUGAUUCAAAAACACCAAUUGAAGCAAGAUAUAAAAUACCAUUGCAUCCAACAUGGAUUAUUACAGAUUUUAGAGUUGAAUCUCAAGAUAAAGUUGUAGUAUUAAUUGGUAAAAUUAAAGAACAUGAAAAAGCAUUAAACAAUUAUAAUGACACAAUUGCAAAUGGUGGUCAAUCAUUUUUAGCAAGUAAAUCGUCAAUAGAAGAUCUCGAUUUCUUUAACCUUAAUAUCGGUAAUCUACCACCCAAUGAAACUGUUAAAAUUACAUUAACUAUCACAUCAGAAAUUGGUACUCACAUCAAUGGACAACUACACUAUUACCUUCAUCAUAGUCUUUUCCCAACCUAUAACUUUAAUUUUAAUCUAAAUAUUAUAAUAAAAUUAUCAAAUUCAAUUGAAUCAAUUAUAAAUUGGUAUGGUAAUUCUAAAAGAAUUUUAAAUAUUAAUAGUAGCAAUACUGGUUGUGGUAGUGAUGAUGGUGAUGAUGAUGUUAUUAAAGUAUUAUAUAAUAAUAGUAAUAAUAAAGAGAUUAAAAUAAAAUCUAAUGAUAAAUUAAAUAGUAUUGAGGAUUCUUUAGUUUUAAUUAUUCAACCAAGUAUUAUUAACGACGAACCAAAAUCAAUGAUUGAAUAUAAUAAAAUUGAAAAUUCAUUAGCAGUUUCGAUAAAUUAUUAUUCAAGUUUUAAAGAUAUUAAAAUUGAAGAUAUGAAUCAAAAGAGUGAAUUUAUAUUUUUAAUUGAUUGCUCAGGUUCAAUGGUUGGCGAGCCAAUGAGGAAAGUAAAACGUGCAAUGGAAAUAAUAAUUAGAAGUUUAAAUGAGAAUCAACAUAGGGUGAAUGUGGUUUGUUUCGGAUCAUCUUUUAAAAAAGUAUUUAAAGUAUCAAGAGAUUACAAUGAUGAAACAUUAGAAUGUCUUAGUAAAUACAUUCAAUCGAUUGAAGCGAAUUUAGGUGGAACUGAAUUACUAACACCAAUUAAAAAUAUUUUAUCAUCACCACCAAAUCCAGAAUAUCCAAGACAACUUUUCAUUCUAACUGAUGGUGAAGCACCUCAUAGAGAUAAAAUCAUUCAUUACCUCUCAAAAGAGUCAAAUACAACUCGUAUAUUCACCUAUGGUAUUGGUGAUAGUGUAGAUAUUGAUUUAAUAAUUGGUUUAUCAAAUGCAUGUAAAGGUCAUUAUGAAUUCAUUACAGAUAAUGAUAAUUUUGAAAAACAAGUUAUGAAAUUAUUAAAUAUUUCAUUAAAACCAAUGUUUUCAAAUAUUAAAUUAGAUUUAUCAACAUUAUUUUCAAAUAAUAAAAAUAAAAAUAAAAAUAAUAAUAAUUGUAAGGAGGAUAUUAUAAUUCAAUCACCUUCACAAAUUAGACCAUUAUUUUAUCAAGAAAGAAUGAUCGUUUAUUUAAUGAUUGAGUCAUUAUCAACAAGAUUAAAAGAUAUCAUUAAUGAUUCAAUUGAAAAUUCAAAACCAUUAAUUAUUACAAUGACUUGUGAUGGUCCAAAAGGUGAUAAAUUAUCAAUUCCAAUUGAAUUGGAUUUAAAAAAUAAUUGUAUAAUAUCAUCAUCAUCAUCAUCAUCAUCAUCAUCAUCAUCAUCAUCAUCAUCAUCAUCAUCAUCAUCAUCAUCAUCAUCAUCAUCAUCAUCAUCAACAACAACAGCAACAACAAAUCAAAAUCAAAUUCAUAGAUUAUCAGCAUAUCAUCAAAUUAAAGAUUUAGAAGAGAAAGAAAGAAAGAAAAAAAAAGAUAAUAAAACUAGAAUUGUUGAAUUGAGUAAAAAGUAUGGAAUACUUUCAAAACAUACCUCAUUCAUUGUUAAGUGUGAAUCAACUAAACCAACUUUAGAAUCUAUGGAUUUCAUUGACAUAAUUGAUCAGUUUAGUUUUGAAAAUCAAGUUAGUGCAACUAAAAAUAAAUCACAAUGUCUGUUAACCAAAUCUAAGAAAAGUAAAACCGCAGCACCAACAACAACAACAACAACAACAAUUACAAAAAAAAGAUUUUCCGAUGUAGAUGAAGAUAUUUCAAGACAGUCUGUUAAAAAAUCAAAGAAAAGUGAAACCAAAGAAGAAACUACAAAAACAACAUCAUCCAAGACAAAAUCAUCAUCAUCAUUUGAUUUAAUUGAUUUGUUAAGAAUUCAAAGAGCAAAUGGAUCAUGGACAAAGUCAACCAUUUCUCAAAUGGGAAUUUCAAUUGGUAAUGCACCUGUGGAAUUAUCAUCAGAUCAAUUAUAUAAUAUUUGGGUUACCUUAAUAGUAAUUUCAAAAAUAAUAAAACUUUUCCCAAAUGAAAAAAUUGAAUAUGAAUUUGCAAUUCAAAAAUCAAAAAAAUGGGUAAAACUUGAACUUUCAAAAUUAAAUCUUCCAAACACAACCUUUGAUAAAUUUUCAUUAAAAGCAAAUUCUUUGUGUUAA
Dictyostelium discoideum AX4 is the source of this 2637-nucleotide messenger RNA. RefSeq lists its product as hypothetical. The record is from RefSeq and is a predicted model, not a curated record. Lineage: Eukaryota; Evosea; Eumycetozoa; Dictyosteliales; Dictyosteliaceae. The coding region runs from base 1 to 2637 and encodes 878 amino acids. The transcript has a single exon.